AUGAUUAACGACGUUGUUCAUUUUGUCGCCAGAUGGCAGAAAGCUCUCGAGGGGGACGAGCGCACAGCUCACGCAGAGUCCCUGUGCGAUUUCACGAUUGAGUGCUUUGAUACUUGUUCUGACGGCACGGCCAUUCUUCGUCAGAACACUAUUUACAAUCUGAUGCAAGAUAUCGACCCGGAGCGCAUCGAAAGAUUGUACUCCUUCUUGACGAAUAGGAAGAACACGAUACACGAGCAAACCCGUAUGCAAGUAGCAAGUAGACUUGCCAAGUAUUCGACACACAGGCAGUCGGCGCUCAAGAUAGCCAUCGACGUCAUGUCAGAUGGCAAGGUGAACCUCGAUUCAACAGGAUGGCUAAGUCUUUGCACCUCCAUACUCCACAUGAAGCCAGAAGAUAUCGAAAAGAACGAGGACUUCUCGGCCGCCGAUGCGUUCAGCAUUCUCUUGGAACAUGGCUUUAGACCUAAUAUGGUCAACUACACGGCUGUGAUCCGAUCGCUCUGCAUCUGUGGCGAAUUCGACAAAGCCUGGAGCGUUUUUGAUAUCAUGAGGCGACAUGAGAUCGAACCAGACCCAGUAUUGUUUGCUACUCUUCUGGACGGCGCAAAGAGGGCAUCCUCGGCAUCGAACAUCCACAAACUCGCGGAGGAUGCUGCCCAGCACAACGCCAUUGACGUCGUUUUCUUAAACGACCUCCUUAUGUCGAUCCUUGGGUUCUCGGAAGAGGAGAGAAAACGAAAAAGGUCAAAUAAGCAACACGUUCAGUCCGUUCCUGCUUUCGGACCCAUGUUGCACUACUACGCUAAAGUUUUCAACUUGGCACCGCUGCAGGCCUUGAUCCCUUUGGAUUUAUCAGCUUAUACCGAGCAGUUUGGUCGAGACAUGCCUGAUGACUGGCAAAUGGCGCGGGAGCUCUUCCCAGCUCUUGACGUGGCCACUUCUGCCGUCCAGAAAAAGCUUCACCCGACUGGCGCGACUUUGAGUAUCAUGUACAUUGCUUUCGCGAAAAACCUGGCGCAACCGAUCAAAUUGAUCUCUCUCUACGCCUACUUCCGACAGUUGAUCCUGAACAAACACCCGAUCGCCGUAAAAUUUGUCCACGAGAAGGGGACUUUUAUAUACGACGUCAUCCUGAAAGCUCUAUUGGAGCGUCCAGGCAUGCAACGUCCGGCGUUGGACAUAAUGGCUGACAUGCUCCGGGAUACCCUCGGAGAAAAGGAGAGCGCCCACAGAGUCGAGAAGCCCGCCACAACUCACCCCCCGCCGAGCAUUUACACUUGGAACAUUCUCCUCGCCGGGUGCCUUUUCAGCCGAGAGAAGGAGUUGGGCAAUAAAAUCGCCCACAUGAUGCGGUCUCGCGGCGUUUCUCCGAAUGCUGUCACUUGGAACACUCUUAUUUCGGGCUACGCGGGCUUGCAGGACGCCAACAGGACCGUCAAGGCGUUGCAGGGGCUCGAGAGCUCUGGCUACGAGGCAGACAUGUACACUAUUAGAGGCUUCUCUCGGCUGGCGAAUAGGGAAAGGGCACUGAAGGCGUUGGAGAAGAAGAUAGAGCUGUCCGAGGUCAAAAGGGCUGCUUUUCGUGCGGCCGAGUUGCGAGAAGGGCUCGCGGUGGAGCAUACGAACUCUGUGCCGCAGGACGAGACAGGAGGCACGACUGAGGAGGAGGAUAAACUUCGCAAGAGGCCAGACAAGCGUCCACGUCAAGGUCGCCAGUCAAUCGCCGAGCUUGACGUGCGUCCAGAUGAUCCCCUCUUAGAGGAUUUCCUCGACAGCAUACCUCUCGACGAAGUAGUGCAGAAACAGGCCCCCGGUUGGAUGAAGAGCGAAGGCGCCGCUCGCCCCUUCAGCUUCAGGUUCAGGCGUAUCGGAUAA
This is a messenger RNA of Colletotrichum karsti, 1878 nucleotides long. Its product is annotated as pentatricopeptide repeat protein. The coding region runs from base 1 to 1878 and encodes 625 amino acids. Gene Ontology annotation, molecular function: protein binding. The transcript has a single exon. Lineage: Eukaryota; Fungi; Ascomycota; Sordariomycetes; Glomerellales; Glomerellaceae. The record is from RefSeq and is a predicted model, not a curated record.